AGAGAUCAGCUGAUCAGCUGUGUUGUGUUGUGUGUUCUGUUCGUGUUGUCGUUGUCGAUUGACUCUUAACUCUUACUACACUACUUACUUGGUGUGUCCGUUGUAUGGUUAUUACAUUUCAGUACUUAUUCAAGUGGCAUAUAGUUAAACCUACCCUAUCAGACGGAUAAAAAAGAUAAGUCGUCGGUGAUCAUUGAAUAGGCUAUGUAGUUUUUAUGGCCGAGCUUGAGAAUUCGUGCCGUCUUUUCUGACCUAACCUCAAAACUCCGUAGGUUCCCACUGUUUCCAGUGUUGUAUGAGGUAAUAUUAUAAAAUCAAAAUGCUGAAAGGCAUUAACAAUCAAUUAGAAUCUUACGACGGAAGGGAUAAAAUACUGAGGCUCAUUGGCUACACAUCAUACUUAGUAUCUGGUCUUACCAAAAAUAGGGCUCUGUCUCGAUUUGGUGAUUCCGUGAGUGAAUGUAGAACAAUUUUAAGAUUAUUAGACGACUUACCAAUGCUUACUCAUACCCUGGCUUAUGGCCUAGGAAGAAAGGAACCUGAUAUGCACAUGCAAGUGUGUGGGGUAGUCGUGAACAUACUAGACCAGUUGUACUAUCCACUGGAACAUGUCGCUUGGGCUGCGGACAGAGGACUCAUAUCUCUACGCAGCGACCACUGGUGGACUGCUAGCAACGCUUGUUGGGCAUUCUCUCUCUACUUCAGCAUAGCAAGGUCACUGAGGUACCUGAGUCUACUACAUAAUCACUCAAAACAUUUUGAUUUAUCAGAUGCCAACAUGAGAGAGGAAUUCAAAAAGAACCAAAGACUACAGCUGAGAGAGUUGAUGUCUGGAGUCAGAUCAGCAUGUGACUUAGCAAUGGCAAUACACUGGAUGCCCGACGGAUUCUUGUGGGCUGGCACAUUGAAGGAAUGGCACAUCGGAGCUCUAGGAACGCUGUCUACCGUCCUGAGCUUAGUUCAAAGCUGCAAGUCCUUACAGGAGUUGUGAUUACUUAUACCAAGAGUAAGAAACAGUCACUAGUUGUUUAACCCUAAGUAAUAUGCAGUUCUUGUGUAAGGAUUGUUGACAAGAGUUAUCCUGUAAAGCAGUAUCUACUGAGGAACAUUUGCUAAGUAAAGGCAUUUUUGAUUUGAUAUGAAGGAGUGUAAGGAACAAGGCCACUUCCUUGAAGAACAAUUAGUUGUUUAAAGUUUAGUUUACUUUAGUUAUACCUCUCCAUUUUGGGACCUGUUGGUAGCCUGUUUUUGGGAUACAAUUGUACCCAUUUUGUGAUAUCCUCACUAACUUCACAGCAGACAAAAAAGUGAUAAGAUAUAUUUAUAUGUUUAUAUUAAUAAUGUAAGACUAAAUUACUUAAGAUGUUGUCAAAUUAGUAGUGCAAGUUUCGGUGUUAAAACACCAUUGUCAGCUUCAGAUACUUGAUAUAAUGUUGACCCCUUUUAACUUCCUCAGUGAUAAACACAAUAUGAACCAAUUAAAAAGACCAAAAAACAUAUUAAACAUUUUAAAAACAGACCUAUUCUGACAAAAGAAAGACUGACCGCACAGGUAGUAUAGCAGACAGAAUAAUUUGACAACAUUUUUUUGAGCUGUGACGGGAUCACGCAAGUCAUUUAGUCUUAUUUUAUGUCUAACAGCUCAGGCGCUACAAAGAUGGAUUCUAAUUUAUGUCUAUAUUUAUUCACAAGACAUUUUUAUUUGGGUUUUGUAUGUGUAUUUUGCCCUGUUUACCAUUUAUGUAAUUUUAUAACUGCAUUUUUGCUAUACCACAAUGAUGCUAUUUAAAGCUGAUAAUUUUAUACCUACUAUUGUUAUUGAGGUGAAUCAAUAAAUAUAUAUUUUACAUUAA
Messenger RNA from Macrosteles quadrilineatus (aster leafhopper), 1853 nucleotides. It is a transcript of the gene Pex11c, whose product is annotated as peroxisomal membrane protein 11C. The transcript is spliced from 4 exons. The coding region runs from base 320 to 991 and encodes 223 amino acids. Gene Ontology annotation, cellular component: peroxisomal membrane. The record is from RefSeq and is a predicted model, not a curated record. Gene Ontology annotation, biological process: peroxisome fission. NCBI's taxonomy places the organism in Eukaryota, Metazoa, Arthropoda, Insecta, Hemiptera, Cicadellidae.